Messenger RNA from Brachypodium distachyon (stiff brome), 784 nucleotides. RefSeq names its product Bowman-Birk type wound-induced proteinase inhibitor WIP1. Bases 36 to 461 code for a protein of 141 amino acids. Lineage: Eukaryota; Viridiplantae; Streptophyta; Magnoliopsida; Poales; Poaceae. The record is from RefSeq and is a predicted model, not a curated record. Gene Ontology annotation, molecular function: serine-type endopeptidase inhibitor activity. Gene Ontology annotation, cellular component: extracellular region. The transcript has 2 exons.
GGUAAAUUGCCACAUUACGAUCUCGACACCUAUAUAUGGAGUUCCUCCUCAAUCAUCUGCAAAUAACAACAAAGAGCAUUGAGCAUUCUGCAAGGAAUUGCAGCAGGGGAUUAGAGCUGUCUGCAACGAUGAAGAGCAGCACGCUCAUGGUGAUCCUGCUGGUUCUCCAUGCCGUCCUGGUCAUGGGCAUCUUUGCGGCCGUGGCCAAAGAAAACGCGGUGGGGGAAAGCAAGGGCAACAGGGAGACCAACGGGGGCAAGCUGCGUUGCUGCAGCAGCUGCAACUUCUCCUUCUCGGGGCUCUACACCUGCGACGACGUCGUCAAGAAGUGCGACCCGGUCUGCAAGAAAUGCACCGCCGUGAGGGGAUCGAAGGCGAAGCACAACCCUUCCAAGCCCAAGAAGCUGUUCCAGUGCACCGACACCUUCCUCGGCGUCUGCGGCCCACCCUGCAAGAACUGAUGGACCAUGUCCUCCUCCACGUACGUUGCAGACGACCCAAGUAUGGCUCAUAAAAAGUGAUCCUUAUGUAGUAGCUCGUUGCUGUUGGGUUUCAGGGAUCAACGCCUGUUUGUUACACGUCAGUCAGUAGGUGUGCCCCUGCUCAAUCGAGCUAGCAUAAAAACGGCGCAGUUAUCUAUAAUAAAGUCGGUAUAUAAUUGGGAACAGAGGGAAUACUAAAUAUGUACUUCUCUGUCUCAAAAUAAAUGACGUGGAUUUAUAUAAAUUCUUAUACAAAUUCACGUCGCGUAGGAAGUAUCAGAUAUUCAGAUCUAGAUUGUCGA